CCCCGCCCAUUUCCUGGGAGAGGGGGGCACGGGCUAGGGGAGUUACUAGAGGCCCAGUGCCCGCACCCCUACUCCGUCGCCUGGCAUUCACCUCGCCAUGGUUCUUCUGCCUCUGCGCUGUGUCUUCUGGGGCUCCUUGCUGACCGCCGUCCACCCAGAAUACACUGCAUGCAGAGAAAAGCAAUACCCAGUAAACAACCAGUGCUGUGAUUUGUGUCCUCCAGGACAGAAACUGGUGAGCGACUGCACGCAGACCAUCAACACAGAAUGCACUCGUUGCAAAGAAGGCGAAUUCCUAGGCACUUGGAACUCAGAGAGACACUGUCACCAGCACAAAUACUGCGACCCCAACCUAGGGCUCCGGGUCCAGAGAGAGGGCACCUCAGAAACAGACACCACUUGCACGUGCCAUGAAGGUCUCCACUGUACCAGCGAGGCCUGUGAAAGCUGCACCGUGCACAGCCUGUGCCCUCCUGGCCUGGGAGUCAAGCAGAUCGCUACAGAGGUUUCUGAUACCGUCUGCGAUCCCUGCCCCGUCGGCUUCUUCUCCAAUGUGUCAUCUGCUUUGGAAAAGUGUCACCCUUGGACAAGCUGCGAGACCAAAGGCCUGAUGGAGAUUCAGGAGGGGACUAACAAGACGGAUGCUGUCUGUGGUCCCCCACCUCGGAUGAGAGCCUUGGUGGUGAUCCCCAUCACCAUGGGGAUCCUGCUCGCUGUCCUGCUGGUGUCCACCUGUGUCAGAAAGGUGGCCAAGGAGCCAGAAAAUAAGGUUAUGUGGAUGGAACACAGGAAGGACCCCGUGGAGGACAUGGAGGAAUCUCCUGUCCCUCCCCACUCCAUUGCUCCGGUGCAGGAGACCUUACACGGGUGCCAGCCGGUGACCCAGGAGGACGGCAAAGAGAGUCGCAUCUCGGUGCAGGAGAGAGUAUGAGGCAGUGCGCUCCCAGGAAGACGGGCGCGUGGUCGCAGGGCCUGGAGCUGCGGCUCCAGCUGCUGCGCUGGGCGGCAAGGGGCGGGGCAACCCCUGCGCAUCGCUGAGGUGCAGAAUCGGAGAACCUUCCACCCCAGCCCUGGAGCCCAUUCGGUCUCUCAACUUGCUGUUAAAGAUGGAGCUGAAACUUUUUGGCGGCCGUAGAGUAAUAUCCACCAAACCCUCCAAACCAGCACUUCAGCGCCCAGAGAUGUACCCUGGUGGAUUCUACGAGCCCAGGAAGAUGCUUACGCGAAUAUCCAUUGAGGCGUUGCUUGUGACAGUGGACAGCUAGAAGCCACUUAACUGUCUGUCCAUCAGCAGGGGACUGGCAAAAUAAAAUUAUAAUUUAUUUAUACAA
Mustela lutreola (European mink) is the source of this 1331-nucleotide messenger RNA. RefSeq names its product CD40 molecule (gene CD40). Bases 98 to 931 code for a protein of 277 amino acids. The transcript is spliced from 9 exons. Gene Ontology annotation, cellular component: external side of plasma membrane; CD40 receptor complex. Gene Ontology annotation, molecular function: antigen binding; signaling receptor activity; protein binding. The record is from RefSeq and is a predicted model, not a curated record. Lineage: Eukaryota; Metazoa; Chordata; Mammalia; Carnivora; Mustelidae. Gene Ontology annotation, biological process: immune response-regulating cell surface receptor signaling pathway; B cell activation; CD40 signaling pathway.